Molecule: messenger RNA, 1636 nt
Organism: Zingiber officinale
Lineage: Eukaryota; Viridiplantae; Streptophyta; Magnoliopsida; Zingiberales; Zingiberaceae
Product: probable WRKY transcription factor 74
Exons: 4
Coding region: 193-1242 (349 amino acids)
Biological process (GO): regulation of DNA-templated transcription
Molecular function (GO): sequence-specific DNA binding; DNA-binding transcription factor activity
Source: RefSeq, a predicted model, not a curated record
ACCUUCUGUCUUGCUUCGACCUCUCUGCUCUGCUGCUGGUGUUUCCUGCGCACUUCCCAAUCACAUGGGCGCCAUGGGAACGUCAGCAUCACAUUAACUCUAGGGUUCUUCCCGUUCGCCAAGUUGGGACUUUUGAUCCUCCAGAGCUGUCCAAAAUGAAAUUUUAGGUUAAUCUAGAGCUGUGGCUUUGAGAUGGAGGAGGUGGAGAGGGCUAAUAGAGCUGCAACCUUGAGCUGUCACAGAGUUCUUAGCCUCCUUUCCCAGCCUCAACAUAAAGCCCAAUCUUCAAACUUGUUGAGUGAGACGCGGGAUGCUGUUACAAGAUUCAAGAAAGUGGUUUCUUUGCUUACCAAAAAUUCUGGCCAUGGAAGAGUUAGGGUUGUCAACAAAGCCAUAUCUCCCUCCUAUCACAAUAAACUCCUCUCAGACAAUCAAUUGUUGUCGAAGAUGGAGCACAGUCCCAAUCCAUACCAACAACUUCCAAGAACUAGUUUAGAGGGAAAAGUUCACUUUUUGGAUUCAAGUGCUAAGAACCCUUUCCAACUAUCCCAGAGGAGCCUCUUUGACAAUCAACAUGUGCCACUGACCUCGUCGUCAAGUCAUUAUCAGCUUCUUCAGCACUCGUCGAGGAAUGAUCCCAGGUUUCAGCUUCACCAGCAGAUGAAGCUCCAGGCUGGCAUGUUUUGGAGGAGUAAUAGUGCCAUCAACAUUAAAUUUGAGAAUUCUAGUCACACGCCUUCAGCAUCAACCACAAGGUCUUUGUCGUCUCUAAGCAUGGAUGGUAGUGUGGCUAGCUCGGAUGGAAAGCCAUUCCAUCUGAUUUGUGGACCAGCUUCGUCUGACCCGGUAAAUCUGCACCUGCCUCCCAAGUGGAGGUGUGUAUGUAGAGCUCAAGAUGGAAAUGAAAAAUAUGCCACAUGCAGCCAGUGUCAUUGCUCAAAGAGAAGGAAGCUAAGAGUUAAGAGAACCAUUAAGGUGCCCGCUGUCAGUAAUAAGCUAGCCGAUACCCCGCCCGAUGACUACUCGUGGAGAAAGUAUGGACAAAAGCCAAUCAAGGGAUCUCCUCAUCCUAGGGGAUAUUACAAAUGCAGCAGCAUGAGGGGUUGCCCUGCAAGGAAACAUGUUGAAAGGUGCUUGGAAGACCCUUCGAUGAUGAUUGUCACUUACGAAGGCGGGCACAAUCACACCCGGUUGCUCAGCCAGUCUGACCAGACGAAGAUUUUUGUCAUCAACUCCUGCUGAGCAACUUGUUUAUCACCUUCCUUCGGUCAUUGCACCACCUCGAUGAUCAAAGAUAAGGCUGUGGCAAUACUUGUGUUGUCCGGUGAUCUAUGUCUCCAUGGAACACCACCUGCCUCUCCUCGGUUUCGGACAGAAGCAAGUUAAGCCUAAAUUGCUUCUGCUUAGAUAAACAAACUACAGGAGGUUAGUUUUGCCAUGGCUUUUGCAAAUCUUCCGCGAAAGCUGCUUUCUACCUCCAUAGCAAAUAGACCUUCUAGAUUGAGGUGAUCAAUAUAAUGAUAAAACCAAGAGUGAUUUGUUGUGAUUUUGCCUAGUGCAACAUCAUCAGUAGUUUUUGUACACAAAAAAGAAAAGCAAAAUGAAAGCACAGUGAUCAAGGAUGGUUUGCUAAGUA